Condylura cristata (star-nosed mole) is the source of this 1554-nucleotide messenger RNA. It is a transcript of the gene GINM1, whose product is annotated as glycoprotein integral membrane 1. The transcript is spliced from 8 exons. Bases 50 to 1039 code for a protein of 329 amino acids. The record is from RefSeq and is a predicted model, not a curated record. NCBI's taxonomy places the organism in Eukaryota, Metazoa, Chordata, Mammalia, Eulipotyphla, Talpidae.
CCGGUUAGGUCCUGGCUCCUCGCCGCCCGCCGCAGCCGGCCUGUCCAAGAUGGAGGGCCCUCCGCGGGCGCCUCUCGUCCUCCGCCUGCUCCUGCUCGCGUCGCUGCCGGCCGCCGGGUGUCUGACAGUGACGGGCACCCCGGAGCCACGGCCGCUGCCGCCACGCGCCCUACAGGAUGGCAUUAGAAUUAAUGUAACUACCCUGAAAGAUGAUGGGGAGAUAACAGAAUUACAGGUUGUUCUUAACAUAACCUAUGAGAGUGGACAGGUAUAUGUAAAUGACUUCCCUGUAAAUAGUGGUGUAACCCGAAUAAGCUGUCAGACUUUGAUAGUGAAGGAUGAAAAUCUGGAAAAGCUGGAGGAAAAAGAAUAUUUUGGAAUUGUCAUUGUAAGAAUUUUAGUUCGUGAGUUUCCUGGUGCCAGUUUGAAACGAAUUGUCAUUCAAGAAGAGAUAGUAGAGAUUGAUGGAAAACAAGCUCAACAAAAGGAUGUUACUGAAAUUGACAUUUUAGUUAAGAACCAGGGGAUGCUCAGAAGUUCAAACUACACACUGCCUCUGGAAGAAAGCAUGCUGUACUCAGUUUCCAGAGACAGUGACAAUGUAUUUACCCUUCCUAACCUCUCCAAAAAGGAAAGUGUCAGUUCACUGCAGACCACCAGCCAGUAUCUUGUCAGGAACGUGGAGACCACUGUAGAUGAAGACGCUUUACCUGGCAAAUUACCAGAAACGCCUCUCAGAGCAGAGCCUCCAUCUUCGUAUAAGGUGAUGUGUCUGUGGGUGGAGCAGCUCAGGAGAGACCUGUGCCGGUCCUGGAGCAGCGUGUUCCCAGUGCUCUUCAUGUUUCUGAACGUCGUGGUGGUUGGAGUUAUAGGAGCAUCUCUGGUAAUAACCAUCCUGAAGGUGCUUUUCCCUAUCUGUGAAUACAAAGGAAUUCUCCAGUUGGAUAAAGUGAACGUUAUACCUGUGACAAUGAUCAACCUAUAUCCAGAUGAUCCUGAGAAAGCAGUAAAAAACCUUGAAGAUAAAACAUCUCUUUAAACCUCCAUGUCAAACCAUGGACUCUGAGUGGGUCUAUACUCUAGAGAAAUUGCUAAACUCGUAAAACUGCCAAAAACUUGACCUUUAAAGUGGCAAGUUAGAAUUCAUCUUAUUUUUAACAGGGCUGCCUAUUCAGAUGAUGAAUUGUUAAGGAAAUUUAAAUGGAAGAAAAGACAUAUGAAGAAACUUUGAAAUUACCAAAAAAGAAAAAAAAAAAAAAGGCAAGAUGGAAUGUUCUGUGCUGAUACUUCCCUAGGUGCCUUUAAGGAAAUUAUAUCCACUUAAUGAUAUAUGAGACUUUAUGAAAAGCACUUUAUGGAAUUCUAAUUUAAAAGCUCAAGAGUGUUAACACUUAUUUUUUUAUUCAGUAAAAUGUGCCUUUAUAUUAAGUAUGUGACGGUAUAAAUCACUGAUGUGUAUCAUGAUUUGAUUAUAUCCUGUACGAAAACCACUCACCUUGAAUGCAUAGGAUGUAAAAAAUAGUGGAUGUCCUCAUUCUAAAAUAAACUUUUUUG